Molecule: messenger RNA, 2174 nt
Organism: Klebsormidium nitens
Lineage: Eukaryota; Viridiplantae; Streptophyta; Klebsormidiophyceae; Klebsormidiales; Klebsormidiaceae
Source: the annotation of a GenBank genome assembly
CGAACUGACUGGGCUAGUCAUGAAUCACAAUUCAAUGAACAGCUCCUGAGGUUCAAACUUCAAAACGCAAGCGUCCAAUGCAGUGGCUUUGGGAGCACCAGCUUGAGUUGCAAUGCCUGGCAUAGGGUUCCAGCAGAAACCUAAGAUUGCAGCCAAAGGUCAUCACCUCAGAUCAGAAGAAAGCCAGCGUGGGGCCAGCAUAUGCAGGCUCCUUGAAUGGUGAGCAACAGCAUGGACGGCGCGGUGAAAGCCCCAGAGGCGCCUAGCCCUGGUGGCUCGCUUGAUGAACAGGGCCACUUCUUUGACUUCACUCCCAUCUACAGGGAACCCAAGUUCUGCGAUCGAGUGAUCCGCCUGGAGAUUCUUGAAGAAGAGCUCAGGCCAGGUGCCGAUAGGAACAAGGAUCCAGGAUCAGUGGUAGAGGGAGGUAGGGAGGCACCAGCGGUUCCAGAGAAGGGCAAACAUCUUGGCAACCCUCUUGACAGCUAUACCAUCCAUGUACCUACGACACAGCCGGACAAGGACGCCCCAGACAGAAAACCUCCAGGGUCAGAGAACGGGCCUGUCAUUGGGAAGAAGCGGCCCAGGGACGAGAGUGAGAGUGAGGCCUCUCCAAGUAGCUCCCCAGAGGAAGCGGGAGCUGAGAAGGAUCGGGAACAGGUUGGCGCAGCAAGCAGACGUUCUGCAAGGCUGGCGAAGAGCAGAGACGAGACUCCUGGCAGGCUUGUCAACAGGGGGAUGGGGAAUGGAGAGGAAGAAAGCCAUGACAAAGGAAAGACUGCGGAGGCUACUCCUGGAGAGGGCUCAGGGAUUGGCGAUCGCAUGGUCGACGGAAAUGCUGAUGAGGAUGGGGAUGAGGACAGUGACGAGGACUCUGAAGAUGAGGUGGAAGAGAUACCAGUCUCGUCCAUGGUGAUCGCUGCCAAGAGCCUGGUGCUCAGGAGGAUGAUGCUGAGCGAGAUGAAGGAGGCGCAGCGGGAUGCACCGAUUGUGCUAAAGGUCACCCGGGAAGAGAAAAGGGCCGUCAAGGAGCUGCUUUCGUUCAUCGGCAAGGGCUCGUUGUCCAAACCCCUGCUAGAUCCCGCGACCUGCAUCGCACAGCUCAUAGCCAUGCUAGAGGUGGGGGACAAGUUCGAGGUCUGCUCUUUCAUGGGGGCAAUCACUGCAGCUUUGCGACAGAGGCUGGAUAACCAGGACAACUCGGACCUCGAAGCGCUCGCUUUCGACAUCCCUGAGCAUCUGCAAACCUGGGACGAGGUGCGAACGCUGGCUCAGGAAGGGCAGGACGCCCUUUUUGAGAGAUUCAGGUCGGUUGUGACGUGGAGAAGCAAUGCUUUCUUGGAUCUGGGGGAGAGAACCGUCGAGUUCCUGUUGCAGUCAGAAGACCUCCGGAGCGGCUCCGAGAUAGAUGUGGUGCGUGGGGUCGUCGGCUGGGCUUUUGGCUUGGAAACUUUUGAGGAGCGACAAGCAGCAUUGGAUCGCUUGAUGCAGCACGUCAGGCUGGGGUGCGUCAGCGGCGAGUUGCUAGAGUACUUGUCAGGCUUGCCCGAAAUGCAGUCCGCUGCGACGCUGGAGCUACUACAGAAAGCAACGGUGUUCCAGUCAUACUCUGAGACAAAGAAGCUGGCAGCGAUCUCGGACUUCUCCAUGGUACGAUCGGGAUUCUUGGAGGGGAGCUUCGAGAUUGCAAUCGACGCUGUCAUUGACAACGAGGCCAAAGUCACGAAGUCGAACCUCGUCUUGUGGGACGAAAGGAAGUGGCACGUCAAGGUUUAUCAGCAUGCUAGGAAGGCUCCAGCGACUGUGGGGGUCUUACUGAAUCGAUGUCAUCUAUCUCGACAAGGAGCCCAUAAGCACAAGACCCACCGUCUGAAAGUUGAGGUCUUUGUUAAAAACUGGCCUGCCAAUUAUUGGCAGUUGCUGGAUGUGCACACUUUCACCUUCAAGGAGGAAACGAUUACCCAAGGUUGGAUAGAUAUGUUCGAUUGUCCUUGGCACGACAUCAAGGGUGAGCCCUACGUACGACGUGGCACAAACGAAGUGAACUUGAAAGUCGUUGUGAACCAGGUAGACUUGGACUGAUUGAUUGCAAGUUGGUAUUCUCAGCCUCGAUGAAGAACGUACAUUGGUCUGCAAAAUGAGGAGGACAGCCGCCCUAAGCACAAGCUCGCUGC